Messenger RNA from Iphiclides podalirius (scarce swallowtail), 318 nucleotides. The record is from the annotation of a GenBank genome assembly. NCBI's taxonomy places the organism in Eukaryota, Metazoa, Arthropoda, Insecta, Lepidoptera, Papilionidae.
AUGAAGCUGGAGAAGCGGAUUACGAGCAACCCCUUAUUGAGCGGCUUGACGUUGCCGCUCGAACCUGCUGUCAAUAAAACGAUUAAGGACUAUAUCACGGGCACCGCAAACAAGCAAACAAAACGCCACGCCACCUCGACCCCUUUACUUUGCUCCAUUGUCACGAUAUAUAGGCGGAUUAACGGGCGGUGUAAAAAGGAAUUAGGUCGGCGCUCGGCGGGCGGCCCGAGGGACGAUUUGGACAGGCCGUGGCGGAGAUUAGGGUGGGCAGGGGCGCGGCUGGCGCACCGUGAAAUGCCGCGCCAUUUCUCCGCGGCG